GUCAACGCUUUAAAACAGAUUGUAAAGCAAAUGAAAAAUAUAAGGCUGACCAAAAAACUGUUGAGCAGUUAUUCAGCAAUGUUUAGGUCAUUAGGUUUUGGUGUAAAAAGCUGAUCCAUACUAGACACACACACACACACACACACACACACACACACACACACACACACACAUACACACAGCUGCUACUAACUAAACUAGAAAUUAGGUGGAUUUGGAAAGGAAAUGCAGGCGAGAUAAAGUGCGGUACCCUACAUGGCUUGGAACUCAAGAGAGGAAGACAAAAUCCUUUUGUGGACAAUAAAGAUUACAACUGUUAGGCUACUUCCUCCUCACAGGUAAAUUCCCCUCUCGCAUAGAGCGUCGUUGGGCUACAAGGCGCCCAUGAGCAGAAGUGAAAGCGAUGUUUUCUGACGCAGUCAGCGUUGAGCUGCUGCCUAGUCGUAGUCAUGAUCUAGUCACUUCAGACGACUAAAUCGUAUUCUUUCAUGAAGAUAUGACAGAUGGCUAAAAAAAGAACACCGUUCACCUGCAGAACAUGCAAUUAAGUAAGUUAAAAAAAAAAUGGAAAUGGAAUCCACUUGCCAACCGCCUGUUCUGAUUAAAGACGAUAGUCUCGCGUCGUGGGAGGUGAUUGACAGCGGAGGCUUUGGACAGAUCCAUCGGGCCAAACAUGUUCGCUGGGGCAUGGACGUGGCCGUGAAGGUGCUCCACCACAGUGAGGGGUCUGGGGUAGCCCUCUGGAAGGAAGCCGACAUGAUGCGGCAGGGCAGCAACCCCUUCGUGCUGCGGAUCCUGGGGGUGUACCAGGGCUACCCGCCGGUAGGAGGUCCCUCCCCGUCCUACCAGCUGGGCUUGGUCAUGGAGUUCAUGGAGCGGGGCUCCCUGGCCAGACUUCAGGAAGCCCUCGGCGGACCCCCGCCCUGGCCUUUGGCUUUCCGACUGGCCCACCAGGUGGCCCUGGGCAUGAACUUCCUCCACUGCAUGAGUCCACCGCUGCUGCACCUGGACCUGAAGCCCAGCAACGUGCUGCUGGACAGCGACCUCACCGCCAGGCUCACGGAUUUCGGCUUGGCCAGACUGGCCCGCAGUGUGUCCAAGAGAAGCAGGGAAGCGGACAGUGAGACGGGAGGGACAAUCAGCUACAUGCCUCCUGAGGCCUUCAACCUGUCAUACAAGCCUACCAGUGCCUCGGACGUCUACAGCUACGGGGUUCUCCUGUGGUCCAUCUUCACCGGGAAGGAACCUUACCCAUAUGCUCAAUCUAGUCUGGUGCGGUUUCGGAUCCCACUUGGAGACCGUCCCGAUUUAGAGUCCCUGGACGUGGCCGGUGUGGAGGGCCUGAGCGAUAUUGCUGAGCUGAUGAAGAAAUGCUGGGAUAAAGACCUGGCUUGGAGACCAUCUUUUGAGGAGUGCCACCCUGUGACAAAUCGUGUGUUUGACCUGCACAAACGGGGGAUAAGCGAAGCCGUGUACAAUGUACAGAAGAAACUGGACUCUGACUCUGAGGCAUCUUUGAGGAAUUCCCGUAGUGAGACAGUGCUGGCUCCCACACCGCCUCCUCCUGUUCAUGCUUGUAUACAAGUGUGCAGUGAGGUGGAACCUCAAAAGGAAACUGGCAGUUGCCAAACUUCCCAGCUCAAACACAAGCCAGAAGAUUCUGUCAAGAAGCAUUCACAUCAGCCAGUCACAGCAGCUUCUCAGCGUCAUGAAACCUCCUCAUCCUCAUCCAAAUCAAAACAGCAUUUGACUUCCACGUCCUUAUCCAAUCAAAAACAACACACAACUUCCACGUCCUCAUCCUCAUCCAAUCACAAGCAACAUGUGACUCGCUCAUUCUUUCAUCCACCCUAUCUACCUUCCGUUCAACGACAGUAUUCUUCUCCUGUUCCCAAAUCAGGAUAUGGCAAUCUUAAUUUGACAGACCUCCAGUUUGUGCAGAUAGGUGACAACAAUCGCAUGCAUGUCAACAUUACACCCAAAAAGCAGCGCCACAGGAACCCGACAGCGCCCUCUAGAGUCAACCUGCCGGCAUCGCAGGCAGACCCCUAUAAGCCUGAGGGUGCCAGCACAUCCGACACACACCUCAAGUAAGGCUUUGAGCCGUCCAUGAUCGGAUGGAAAACAGGGAGAAAUAGCCGUGUCUGUCCCCUUUUUUUAUUUCUCACCUGUUCUCAUGUUCUCAGGUUCUCAAUCAUCAGCAUUGUCAUUAUAAUUAUGAACCAGUGCACACAAAUAUAUUCCUUAACUCAAUAAUGAUUCAUGCAAUAAUGAUUAAUCUGAAAUUGUGGUGCUUGGAUCUGUUGUAUACCAAGGCGGAUCAAAUGUAUAGUGUCAUUGACAUUGUGUCUUUUUUACCGAAAAACGUAACAUAUCAACAAUACUGAUGUGGAAAAUAAAUGCAAUGGGCGGUCAGGGACCUGCUCACAAGCCAUAUGAGAUAUGACACAUCGCAUGCUUUGUUGUCAAGAUGGCAAAUCAUUUUUCUUAGUUUAUUUAUCUUAUUUUCAUUAAUACUGUCAUGUUUUCCCCUCCUUUCCCAUGAUUCAAUAGUCCAUAGUCUAUUGUGAGAUCAGAGGAAGGGAUAUGUUUUUGUGAAGGAAAAUGUUAUUGUGAUG
Sardina pilchardus (European sardine) is the source of this 2618-nucleotide messenger RNA. RefSeq names its product receptor-interacting serine-threonine kinase 3 (gene ripk3). Gene Ontology annotation, cellular component: cytoplasm. Bases 565 to 2094 code for a protein of 509 amino acids. The transcript is spliced from 13 exons. The record is from RefSeq and is a predicted model, not a curated record. Gene Ontology annotation, molecular function: ATP binding; protein kinase activity. Gene Ontology annotation, biological process: signal transduction; protein phosphorylation. NCBI's taxonomy places the organism in Eukaryota, Metazoa, Chordata, Actinopteri, Clupeiformes, Clupeidae.